This is a messenger RNA of Struthio camelus australis, 2425 nucleotides long. NCBI's taxonomy places the organism in Eukaryota, Metazoa, Chordata, Aves, Struthioniformes, Struthionidae. The record is from RefSeq and is a predicted model, not a curated record.
GGCAACGCCGAGGCCCUGGUGGCCCUGCUGGUGCUCGCCGCCCUGUACUACGUGGAGGGUGGCAGCCUGGGCAAGGCUGCCGCCUGCUACGGGCUCGCCGUGCACGUGAAAAUAUACCCGCUGACUUACGCGCUGCCCAUCGCGCUUCACCUGCAGAGCAAGAGGCACGGUGGCAAAGGGGCCACGGGCGCGGGGCGCCGCGGAAAAGCGAGGUUUCCUUCAGUAGGGUACCUCUGGCAGCUUUUUCUAAACCGUGACGUGCUGCUUUUUGGAACAGUUGCUGGAUCUGUGCUGGCUGCCCUGACCAUUGCGUUUUACUACCUCUACGGCUGGGAGUUUUUGGAGCAUGCCUACCUCUACCACCUGACCAGGAGGGAUAUCCGUCAUAACUUCUCUCCCUAUUUCUACAUGUUGUAUUUAACUGCAGAGAGCAAAUGGAGUUUUGUCCUUGGGCUCGCAGCCUUCCUGCCCCAGCUGCUUCUGCUCUUGGUUGUGUCCUUAGCGUUUUACAGAGACCUUGCCUUCUGUUGUUUCCUACACACUGCUGUUUUUGUGAGUUUUAACAAAGUAUGCACGUCCCAGUAUUUUGUGUGGUAUCUCUGCCUUUUGCCCCUUGUAAUACCUAGUAUUAGGAUGUCCUGGCGUCGUGGUGUACUGCUUCUCUCUUUGUGGUUUGUUGGACAGGGCCUGUGGCUUGCUCCUGCAUACUUCCUGGAGUUUAAAGGGUAUAACACUUUUUUACUUAUAUGGUUGGCAGGCUUGCUUUUCCUUUUCAUUAAUAGCUUCAUACUCAUUCAGAUCAUUUCACAUUACCGAAAAGACGCACAAGUGGUUGAAAAACCCAAACAACAGUAAUAAAUGGAUAAGCCAAAAUCCAGAAACAGUACCACUGUUUAAGGAGGCUUUUCAUACCACCAGCGCCUUGUUCAAUGUCAGUGUAUGUAGACUGUAUUAAAGCGUGUCCUAUGUAAAUGAUCUUUUGUCAGGGCCCUGAGGACAUUAAUUGGCCUUAAUUGCACUGAGCAGCUUCAGUCCUGGCCUGAGCAGUGUCUGCAGGUGUCCCUGACUCCGGCCUUGUCUCUGGGAUAGACACGGAAACUGUGCUGUAGCCUUGUCUCCAGUUCUGUUUCCAGCCCUGUCUCCUGGAUGGACCCUGGACCCGCCUGUCCUCUAGUCCUGUCUCUGCACCCGACUCCUGUUGCUCCUGACUGGACUCCCCAGACUUGCCAUGCCUGGGGCUCUUGAUGGACCAUGUUACCAGCACCCAGCUUUGCCUGCUUUGUCCACAUGCAGUCAGACUGUGCCCUGGUUAGUGAGGGCGUUGACUGCACUGGCCUCACCCUCAGCUCCCAGCUCGGCCCCUGUCAUGGAGUAGCCCUGUUCUUCCUGUUCCCUGAUAUCCUUUUCGUCUCAUAUGUCUCUUUCUGUUAUUAUUUUACUUUAAUCUUCACUUUUUGAGGACUGGGGCCUCUGUCUAGGAAAACAUGGAUUAUAAAGGGAUGUUGGAGUUUUACAGUCUUGUUAUAUGUUAGUAAGUGGGUUUUGGUUCUGUUUGUUUUUGCAAGGGUUAAGCUAAUGAAUAAAUAUAAGACAAUCACUUAAUGUAUACACUCAGAUUUUGUUUCUUUCCACGCUAACAUUUUGGUUAUACAGUCUUUGUGACUGUACCUAGUCUUUCUUAGCAAAGUAGGGAAAAAGUGAUUAUUUUGUAGUAUUCUUUAAGUCUUUGAAACUUUGUAAUUUAUUUAAUGAUUCCAAUACCCUGCUCUUUUUCCUUUUCAGCGCUGUUUGAAUUUUUGAAGAGACUUUUUCUCCUUACCGUUCAGGACAAUCUUUCCAAAUACCUGACUUGGGUCACAUAAAUGUAUAAAACAAAAAUAUUUGUGUUCCUUGCUGCCAUAAUCUUAAAAAAACAGGCCGCUACUUUAAAUUGCAGGGUGACAGUUGUUCUGGAUGUUAACAGUAACGAAUGCAGAUGGAGUCACAGUAUAGCUAGGAAGGGCAACUAUGUCCCCAAAGCACAAGAGUUAGUACCAGAAGGAAAUUGAAAAUACAGUUUCUCAGUAGUUCAAUAUCUCUGCUAUUAAAAAUAAAUGAAAAAGAAAGUGAAAGGGAUUGAGGAAGCAGGACAGUUGCUAGAAGAAAGGAAAGUUUUAAAAUAGUGAGCUCCGCAACUUGUCAAAAUAAGAUACUUAUUCCUAAAUGAGACAUGAGAAGAUGUGGAAUGGAGCAGUGGGUGGUAUUAUGAGGAGCUGAGAGCCAUUUUGGAGUCAUUGCUCUUUCUCUCCAAAUUUAUCCUAAGCGGAGUCUGGUCUGCACAGCCCUAGGCAGAGGAAGAGUUUGGCCAUAUGUUUUUAAAUAAAAUCUUAAGUUUGAAUAGGCAUAUACCAAAUCUAUAUCCUAAAGAUUUUCAUAUUUGCCUCAU